GCCAAGCUGCGCGCGAAGUUCGCCGACAACAAGAACGACUCCGGGGACGAGGGCGAGGACCUGCUGGCCGCGCAGGUGCCGGGCGGCGCCUCCAAGGAAAGCUCCUGCAGCUGCUGGCCGAGUUCGUGUCCGCGGCGAGGAAGAGAGAGAGCCUGCACACCGUGGAGCUCCUCGGGGACCAGACAUGGUCCCGCAGGACGUGUCUCUGGACCUGGAGCGGGCGUUGCAGGAUCACAGAGACGCUGCCCUCAAGAAGGAGGGCGAGGUGCAGGACUCCCGGCAGCCGGGGCGAACAUGCACGCGAACCUAGGCGGCAAGAAGGAAGCGCUGCUGUCCGACCUGCUGCAGAUCGCCGCGUGGGCGCAGCGCGCGCCCGUGGACGAGGACGACUCCGCCCCGGCCCCGCGCGACGGGAAAGCGCAGACCCGCCUGGGGAUGCGCCACUUCCUGGGGCAGACGCUGGUGGCCCCCCUGGGCGAGGCCCUCUUCGAGUGCCAGCGCUUCAAGUCCAAGGAGAACGAGGCGGUGUCCACGGCGGAGGGGGAGAUGGCGUUCGUGGCGAUGUACCUGCGGAUGUACUCCAAGGGCGGCGCGCAGGCCGCCUUCUGA
This is a messenger RNA of Prorocentrum cordatum, 609 nucleotides long. NCBI's taxonomy places the organism in Eukaryota, Dinophyceae, Prorocentrales, Prorocentraceae. The record is from the annotation of a GenBank genome assembly.